AUGGCGUUCUCUCAUCAAUUUAACAAACAUCAAGGUGCUGGUGGUCGUGGUGGUGGUGGUGGUGGUAGUAGUAAUAAUGCUACCAUUAAUUGGAUUGCUAAUCAGAAUACUCAACGUGAACUUGAAGCAGAUCGAGUUCUACGCGAACGACAAUUAACACAAGGUCGCAUUGAAACUGAAAUGCAACAAUUUGCAGGUAACACAGUCAAUAAACGACAUGUACGUGAGCAAGCACGUGUUGAACGUGAUCGAGCAAUGGAAGAUUCAAUUAUCCGAGUACAAACAGAAAAACAGCAAGCCACUGAAAUGCGUAGUCAAAACGAACGUCUAGCUGCGGAGCUUGAAAGAGUCAAACUUGAAAAAUUUCGCGAUGAAAAAAUGCGACAACAAGUUCGUGAAACCAGCUAUGAAUUGCGUGAUUUAGAAUCAAAAUUACGUGCUGCUUACGUACAAAAGGCACGCACAGCACAAAUGGCUGAAAAAGAAGCACUGAAAUUUGAUUCAUAUUUAGAAGAUGCUGAAAUAGUUCGACGCAUGCGUACUGAAACUGAUAAAGAUGAACAAGAUCGUCGCCAACGUGAAAUCAUUCGACAACAAGAAAUGAUUCGUUAUAAACAAGAACUUGAACGACAACUUGAAGAAAAAGCACUGGGUAAACAGAAAGCUUAUGAAGAAUUUCUACGAGAAAAAUUGGUUGUGGACGAAAUCGUCAGAAAGAUCUAUGAAGAAGAUCAACGGGAAACUGAACGUAAAUUUGAACGUCAACGUGUUACCCGUGAUUUUAUAGUUGAGUUUAAACGUAAACGUGAAGAAUGGAAAGUUAUGGAACGCCAACGCAUGGAAGAAGAAAAUCGUCGCAUAAAAGAAUAUGCUUACACGCAACAACAACGUGAGGACGUGGCAAAAGCUGAAAAACGUGCUCGAGAACAAGCUCUAGAUAAUGUACAACGUACAUUAGCUGAUCAGAUAAAACGUGAUCGUGAAGAACGUGAAGAACAAGAAUUAGUACGACAAGAACUAUAUUUGGAAGAACAAGAACAAGCUGUACGAAGACGUGAGCGUGAUGAGAUGGAAGCACGUAUAAAACAACGCCUUGAAUUACAACGUGAACGUGACGAACAAAUACAAUUUAAACAUUUACGUGACGGAGAAAUUAAACAAGAAGAAGAUAGAUUUCGACAACAAUUGAUGACAAAAUUUGCAGAAGAUGAUCGUAUUGAACAAAUGAAUGCUCAAAAACGUCGUAUAAAACAAAUGGAACAUAAAAAAGCUGUUGAUAAUUUACUUGAACAACGUCGUCAUCAAAUGACAGUUGAUAAACAACGUGAAGUUGCUGAACGCAUUGAAGGUGAACGUGUUGAACAUGUUCGAAAACAAAUUAUUGAAGAAGAACGUAUUAAAUUACUUCGUGAACAUGCGCAUCGUUUAUUGGGAUAUUUACCCAAGGGCGUUAUUCGAGAUGAAAAAGAUCUUGACUAUCUUGGUAAUGAUUUUAAAAGUGAAUUCAAACGACGACAAGUCAAUAUGCAACAUCUCGGUGGAUGGGACAAUUGA
This is a messenger RNA of Rotaria socialis, 1554 nucleotides long. Lineage: Eukaryota; Metazoa; Rotifera; Eurotatoria; Philodinida; Philodinidae. The record is from the annotation of a GenBank genome assembly.